UGCCUCUGCGCGCCCCGCCGCUCGGCCCCGGGUCAGGCCGCGCAGGCCCGCGAUGCGUGAGCCCCGGGCCCGACUUCGGCCCGCCGCCCGCACGGACGCCACGGACACGGGAGGAUGGAGCGGCCCGGCGGGGUCCAGGCGAGCGCGGGGUGUAGGGGAGCGCGUCCCCCGGCCCUGUCCCCCCAGCUCGCCCCCUGCACCCCGCACGAGCCGCCGUCCCCGUGGGGGCCCUCCUCCCCUCGGGCCAGUCCCUCACAACCCGUCGCUCUCCCAGGGGGACUCCAUAAGAUUAGGCGCAUCUGGAGUCUGCAUUUAGAGGCCGGGUACGGGGCGGAGGGGACGGGGCCCGACGUCCGGGGCCGGGGACACCCAGGCACGCGGUAAAGCGGCGUGCGGAGCUGGAAGCGGGCCUUCUGCGGGUGAAGGCCAAGACCUGGGGUCCCCCGGCCAGUAGGGGAGCGACUGGGAAGGCCGUGGGCGCGGCGCCUUUAAGACCUGACCGCCCAGUCAGGUGACCGGGCCGUCGCCUGGCAACAGGAAGCCGCGCGGACCCCUGAGCUCUCCCACCGACUCCACGGAGGUCAGGCUCAUGUCCGAGGCGAACCCCCGAGAGUGCGCGGAGGCCGCGGAGCCCCCGGCCCCGGAGGCCCCGGCGCCCGCGCCCCCGCAGAGAACCAGCGACUACUACCGCAUAGACGGGGAUCUGCCGGUCAGGUUCAACAACCCGGAGUGGUUUCGGGGCUACGGGACCAAGGAGCCUGUCUCCGUGUACAGGACCAGUAACCAAGCUUACGGGAGCAGGGCCCCCACCGUGCACGAGAUGCCGAAAGUGUUUUACCCAAAUUCGGGCAAGUUUUCCAGACAACUUGCAGCCGGUGGGAUGUUCCGGAACAAUACUUUCAACGUCUUCAUGGAGAAGAGCGUUGUGACGGGUCCCGACAACUACAUCACCUCCUACGACCGCUUCAACUUCCACCCCAGCUACAACGUCAACAGGCCCUCCAUCUGCGAUUGAGAGGUCAGGGGUCCCCUGACACCAGCAGCAAUGACCUGACACAUUGUCCCCCGUCUUCCGUAAUUUGCCCAAUCGUGAAGGUGCAGACUUCACUGCUUUCCCUGACAAUGUUUGCUCUUUACGUUAGGAAAACAUGCGGACGGGGCAGUAACGUCCUACGUGCUCCGUUUUACUUCUGAGCUGGGAAGGAUGUUAGUGGCUUGACUUUCCAUUAAAAAAGUCGCAGCAUCCUGAA
Messenger RNA from Acinonyx jubatus (cheetah), 1250 nucleotides. RefSeq names its product piercer of microtubule wall 1 (gene PIERCE1). The transcript has 3 exons. NCBI's taxonomy places the organism in Eukaryota, Metazoa, Chordata, Mammalia, Carnivora, Felidae. Gene Ontology annotation, biological process: axoneme assembly. Bases 590 to 1015 code for a protein of 141 amino acids. The record is from RefSeq and is a predicted model, not a curated record. Gene Ontology annotation, cellular component: axonemal microtubule.